GUAAAUUAUUUUUUUUUUUAUAAAAAAGAAGCAAAUUAUAGAAAAAAUUAAAAACGGAGCAUCUAAAUCUAUUUAUGAAACAAAUAUGAAUUUUACCCGUAAUAAAAUGAUUUUAUACAUGUUAAUCAUAGCCACCGGGAUAGAUUUUAUAUUGCCUUGGCCCGUCAUUCCUAACAAGGCAGAUACCAAAGUAGAACUUGUGCCCGCCACCCCUGUUCGACACGAAACACGUUUUUCCCGUCAAGUGGUACAGCCUACAUGGUUAAAUAUCGGCCAAGAAGCUCCCACCGAUCCUACAGUUUAUGUUAAUCCCAGAGCCUUAGAAGAGGCCGAGGAAAUACGUAGAACUAUACAAAAAGCGGUCGAAGAAGAUACAUAUGCAGUGGCAGAUCCACCAAGUGAUCCUAAUAUGCCCGAUCAAACACCACCGCCUUCCAUGCAUGCUUUACCCAACUGGUAUGUGAAUAUGCAGAAGUUAUGGCAAAAUUGGUCUCAGAAUUUAUUUAGGGGGUUUCGUCUUUAAAAGAAUAAAUAGUAUUUAUAAAAAUGGAUUUAUUCAUUAUUUUCCCGGCUGGAAUUUUUGAAUAUUUCUUUAAUGAUUUUAUAAUUUUAUACUUUUUAAAUUGUUUGGAAAUGGCAAAUUUUGUAUAUU
Molecule: messenger RNA, 652 nt
Organism: Lucilia sericata (common green bottle fly)
Lineage: Eukaryota; Metazoa; Arthropoda; Insecta; Diptera; Calliphoridae
Exons: 3
Coding region: 86-523 (145 amino acids)
Source: RefSeq, a predicted model, not a curated record